Messenger RNA from Lachancea fermentati, 1608 nucleotides. The record is from the annotation of a GenBank genome assembly. Lineage: Eukaryota; Fungi; Ascomycota; Saccharomycetes; Saccharomycetales; Saccharomycetaceae.
AUGUCAGAGUUGUUUCUGUCGGACCCUUUUUCCAGACCUUUCGAAAGGCGUGAGAACAGUAGCUCGCCGAUCAUGAACAUAUUCAGGCCCUUUGGAGCCCCGGCUCCCGCCCGCAAAUGUUCCAAGAUUUCAAUCUCGGCUCCCACAGUCGUACCCGCCGGAACGCGGAGUCCCGUCGACGUCUUGAAUGCAUCUCCAGUGUCAUGGCAAGACACUAACCCUACGUUCCUCGAUGUACUGCACGAUUACCUGCCCAACGAUGACACGGAAUUGAGGCCCUCCACAGAUUUACGUCCGCUCAACGUUUACCGCGGUGAGAUGGUGCGCCUCAUCGCUAAAGCCGAUAAUAACCUCGUGUUAGUAAGGCUGGUAAACAGGCUCGGACAAGGUUUGGUACCACUCCGGUGUCUUGCUAUAAAUGAAAAAAUAUCACAGGGUGCUAAGGUUUUAGCUGAUAAGCUGAGUGAAAAGUCAGAGUCGGACUCUUCUUCCAGCACUCUCAAUUACUCCGAGCAGGCUUCUGCAGAUUUUUCAUUGAGCUCCGAGGAAAAACCAUUGAGUCUCGGAGACAUACCAUCCAGCAUCGCGGGUGAAACUAUGGUCAAUGAUGAUUUGGUGUCCACUGUCACAAGCUGCCGCGUCGUAAACAUUACUAUCCGCGAAAGUAGGGUAUGGUAUCGCACGGACUGCGUCAUGCGCUCGGGUCAUAGGCGUAUUCUAUGCCGUUAUUAUCAAGACUUCUACUCUUUGCAACUGCAAUUGCUAGACGGUCUCCGGAAGGACGGAAAACCUAAUCCCUCCCAGCUAUUGCCCACGUUGCCCUCUCCAACGACGCAUGCAAGUAAAGAAAACAUUCUCACCAGAUGUGAAUUGUUCAGUGUCUACCUCAACGCCCUUUUUCAAUCUACUUAUAUUCCUCAGAACACAAAAAGAGAGAUCUUGGUUGAGAAAUGGCUCUCUCCAAGACCAGGUGACAUUGUAAAAACACCACGCGGGUCAUUCUACAAGUUGAACAACGCACCUACACUGGAUGAUGAAGGGGCUUGGGAGCAUAUUUCACCGGAUGCGCUGGAGGAAACAAUUGCACAUGGAACUCCUUUCGACCACAGCAAUUGGUCGACUGAAUAUAAAGGUCUUCCCACAUCGGGUAUGAGGCAAAGAUCUGCCUCGUUGUUAUGCCUAUCUCCUGCACAAAGAACUCCAAAGCCCUUUAACAAGUCUGCCCCAACGACACCGCUUGUUCAGCAACCUUCCAUGUUUUCGCAAGGCCCCUCUUUGUCUAAAUUAUCGGUUGAAGAGCUUCCCAUAAAAGUUAAAAUACUACAUGAGGAUGACUGUUACGUCUCCAAGUGCUCCAUAACAGAGUUGCGCUCUUUCGACAAGUUAUACACACUUAUUCAUUCCAAGCUCGAAGCUUCUCUUCCAAGUGUCGAUCAAGCUUUGACAAUAUAUCAUAAAGAUGAAAAAGAAAACUUCACCCCAUUGUUAGACGAUGACUCUUAUCAGAAAGUCUUGUCUAACAUUAAACGAUCUGUUGGUACUGCAUUCAACACCACCAGCAAUUCGGCGUUGAAUAAAUGCAAAUUGACUUUCCAAGUUAAAUUUUAG